Messenger RNA from Rhododendron vialii, 632 nucleotides. Its product is annotated as WAT1-related protein At3g28050-like. The coding region runs from base 108 to 632 and encodes 174 amino acids. The transcript is spliced from 5 exons. Gene Ontology annotation, molecular function: transmembrane transporter activity. Gene Ontology annotation, cellular component: plasma membrane. The record is from RefSeq and is a predicted model, not a curated record. Lineage: Eukaryota; Viridiplantae; Streptophyta; Magnoliopsida; Ericales; Ericaceae.
UUCAUCAUCCUCUCGGCUCACUGCACUCCAAUUGGGUAGUCGGAAGCCUUUUCCUCACGGUGGAGUUUAUGCUUGUUCCGAUGUGGUGUAUUUGUUAGACGCAAAUAAUGAAAGAGUAUCCGGCUGAACUGACCGUAGUCUUCUUCUACAACUUGUGCGUUAGCGUUUUAGCAGCUAUUGUGGGCAUAUUUGCAAAAUCAAAUGCAAGUGCAUGGAGAGUCAAAGCUGAUAUAGGAUUGGUCUCGAUCUUAUGUUCUGGGAUUUUCGGGUCGUUCUUGGACAAUGCCGUCAAUACAUGGGUGUUGAAAGUGAAGGGCCCCCUUUAUGUUGCGAUGUUCAAGCCAUUGUCGAUCGUUAUUGCAGUUGUCAUGGGCAUGUUGUUCCUCGGUGAUACUCUAUAUCUUGGAAGUAUCGUUGGAGCGACAAUAACAUCGGUUGGGUUUUAUAAUUUGAUGUGGAGAAAAGCAAAGGAAGAUGUGGAUGAGAGUGGCGAAAUUGGCUACCGAGAAUCUGUAGCUGAUAAGUUGAAGUUGCACUGGAUCGUUUCACAGAAUCAGAUGGAUUGCCCAUGCUCAGGGCACAGCACUGGUUGUAAAGAGGAAAACAUGCUUCACAAUGGGUUUGCGCCUUAG